AUGGGUCACUUUGGUCAGGAUAUCAUGGGUCACUGUGGUCAGGAUUUUGAAUGUCGACCCCAUCCAACAGUUGAACAGUUGAAUGUCGACCCCAUCCAACAGUUAAAUGUCGACCCCAUCAAGUUGUUGAAUGUUGAACCCAUCCAACAGUUGAAUGUCGACCCCAGCCAACAGUUGAAUGUCGACCCCAUCCAACAGUUGAAUGUCGACCCCAUCCAACAGUUAAAUGUCGACCCCAUCAAGUUGUUGAAUGUUGAACCCAUCCAACAGUUGAAUGUUGAACCCAUCCAACAGUUGAAUGUUAACACCAUCCAACAGUUGAAUGUCGACCCCAUCCAACAGUUGAAUGUCGACCCCAUCCAACAGUUGAAUGUUAACACCAUCCAACAGUUGAAUGUCGACCCCAUCCAUUGGUUCAAUGUCGACCCCAUCCAACAGUUGAAUGUCGACCCCAUCCAACAGUUAAAUGUCGACCCAUCCAACAGUUGA
Molecule: messenger RNA, 489 nt
Organism: Physella acuta
Lineage: Eukaryota; Metazoa; Mollusca; Gastropoda; Physidae
Product: putative G-protein coupled receptor 152
Source: RefSeq, a predicted model, not a curated record